AUGGCAGAAAAAUCGUCCGUUGGGAGCGAUCCAGCGGCUCUGAAUCCCCCUUCCGCGACCUCUCCUGUUGGAGAGACAUCUGCACCGACCACAGCGACUUCAAAGUUGAAAGGCCCAAGGAAGAGAACAAAGACGGGCUGUUUGACGUGUCGAAAAAGAAGGAUAAAGUGUGGAGAGGAGAAGCCUAGGUGUAAUAAUUGCAUUAAGUCCAAACGAGAGUGCGAAGGCUACGGCCAGCGUGUCGUCUUUAGAGACCCGGUUGGACCUAUUCCUCACCUAGGUCCGAUCAGCUCAUCCCAGAAUUUGACAGGAUCCGGCCAGAGAUCCUUAAACCGCCACCUGGUGCAGGGUUUCCAACAUGGAGAACAAACGGGCACACGGCCUUUCCUACCUCUGGCACCCCGACCAUCUGGUUAUGGACCGGAUUCUGACACGUUUGUGAGACAUGACUUUACGCAGCAUAUUGGCCCUCAGUCCGGACUCUCACCAUCAAUCCGCGAGGAAGACCCGUAUUCAUGGAAUGCGAUCCACUAUGCCCAGCCGCAGCCAUCGGCUGUACAGGGCUUCUCCCAAAGUGGACAGGAUCCUGGAAACCCCCAGUUUAACCCAAAUUACCACCCUGGAGCGGCAGUUAUUAGUCAAAGUAUGCCACAGAACACGGAAAGCUACCAACCUCUUGGUCCCCAGGUGGUUCACCAUCCACAGUUCGUUUCUUCUUCUCUCUAUAUGGAUAAUACGUCUCUAUCAACUACCGAUUCUGGACAAUGUAUGGAUAGCAGCCACUAUAUCUCAUCGGAACUAGGUUUUGGUUCCAGUAUGAACCAUGGACCCCGGCAUGCGACUGAAAUGGAACCUGAGGUUGACCUUGGGGCCGAAAGCGACGAUUUAUACGAUGUUGAAACGGACGAGGAAUUGGAACAAUCGAAGAGGACCAUGCACCUUGAUCCAUACGGAAAUACUGCAACGAUGAUACCUUAUCAAUUGAUGUCCAACGUUGGCCCAUUUUCUACUUACCAGAGCUACGAAAACGUCUUGACAACUUACUCACCAUCUCCUCUUGCGUCUCCUCUCCUAGACCCGCAGCAUUUCCAAAUUUUUCACCACUUUUUGACAGUUGUAGGACCUUCAAUAUCCAUAUUUGAGAGGCAUCCUUUCAUACCCUCAGUGUCAAUGUCUAGCGGACCCGUACCCCCCGAGCAACAAAGCCUGUGGACCUACACCCUUCCAACUAUGGCACUGGAGAACCAGGGGUUGCUGCAAGCAAUGUUGGCCUUUAGCUGUUUUCAUAUUGCAAAGACGACCAAUCAACCCCUCACUGCAUCUUUCCGCCACUACCAUUAUGCGUUGCGACGGGUUGGCAGGGCAGUUGGGCUACCCCAGCGUCGGAAACAAAUCCCCACGCUAGCCGCCACGCUUUUACUAGGAUUCUACGAAGUCAUGGGCGCCGAACAUCGUAAAUGGAAUAGCCACUUAGCUGGCGCCGCACAUCUAAUCCGAGAUAUCGAUUUCGCCGCGAUGACCCGCGAUAUUCGGGCAAUGAGAAUGAGAGCUAGAUCGGAACAAUGGCUGUCACAUUCACGAGAUACGUGGAUGGAGUCUACGGUGCCAUAUUUGGGAAGUUAUUUUGAGAACGACAUAUUUGCGCCCUAUGAAUCUGACCUUGAUAUGUCUCUGAUCAAUACAUUAACGGGAAAGGCAAUAAAUUAUGAUGAAUUCGGCCGAGUUGACAUCGAUACCUCGAAAAAUCCAAAACGCGACUUAACGGCUAAGGACGUGGAAGACUACAGAGUGCGGUGCGACCUGUACUGGUGGUAUUGCAAGCAAGAUGUAUUUUAUAGCAUGGUCAGCGGAAAUGCGCUACUGUUUCCGCACGGCCGAUGGGGCGAAUGCCCACCGAGAGCUGGCGUAGGCAAACUUGAUGCAGCUUACGGCUCCAUGGAUCACUUGAUUCUGCUCCUUGCACGGAUCAGUACUUUCGUCGCCAAAGACAGGAAAAGGAAGCUCAAGGUGAUCGACGCAAAUGGUGGGGAGUGGCGGCCUCCACCAAACCUCUUCCCAGGGAUGGGUGGUGCUGGACAGCAACCUAAUAAAGGCCCUCAAUCAGCGUUUCCGCAGAUGCAGACCGGCGAAAGACCAUCUGCGCCGAAACGCGAGACCAGCCCACCUAUGUAUGGCAUGGUUCCACCGUCUGGCCCUAUUCGACUUCCAUCAGCAUUUGGAAACAGCACUUAUCCUUCGCCGCCCUCCCCCAGUGGGUCUGAAGGCAGAACAGACGUAAACUCUUUAACAGCAGAAGCAGAAGCCGAAUGGCAAGAGUUAGUGCAUGCAUCCGAUGAGUUUGAAAAAGCGCUUGCGACUCCUGGAUUCGUUCCCCUGCCGCCCGAUGGCGCACCGCUCACUGCAAGCCCAUUCGGCCCAGCCAUACAAUAUCGCACACACAUUGUAGCGUGCAUUUGGGCAUUUUACUAUGUCGCCCGAAUUAUCCUUGAGAGAGGCCAUCCAGCCAUGCCUCCCGCAACGAUGGUCGCCGCCGGCGUAGCAGCGCCCCGUACCGCGCGCUAUGCACAACUUAUUGGGCGAGUUACGGCUGGAGUUCCCCACCUCCAACAGGCUGGAGUUAAUACGCCUAACCUUCAUCCCACGACCGUUGGUGUGCUGAACGAACUCAUGCUUCCCUUAUUUUUUGCUGGAGUGCAGUACUCCGAUCCAGCCCAGCGCACCUGGACCAUCACCAAGCUACUCGAAAUUGCACGAAUUACAGGCGGAACAUCCGCCGCCCUCGUGGCUUCGGGCUGUGAAAAGUCCUGGGUCAAGGCGUAUGAGGUGGGCCGAGGGCCACCUUAUAAACGAACGGUGUUUCCUGAACAAGGGCAGCAGAAUUUACAAGGAAAUAUUUCCGAAUCGCGCGAGGAUAGGAGAUUUGUCACCCUUCCGGAGCAGCCGAUGGUAACUUUCGCUAUGGGCUUGUUAUCCCUUGACGAGAAUUUGAAAGGCCGGGAACUGGAUUGAGAACAAAAAGAAAAACCAGCAAGAUUCAAAGUCAUAUCUGCGGGCUUGCAAGCGCCAGGUUGGUCUUUGAUAUACCCAUAUUUGAGACCGCAAGAGCACAAAUCUCCGCCCCGCAAUCAAUGACCCGAAUUGCCCGCGUCUUAGAUCGUCGCACAACGGUCUACCCGUUUACAUAUGGCCAAGCACACAGAGAACAACUCAAUUCGAAAUUUUGAUUUCAAUCGGAUAAGGGAGAAAGAAUGGAAAGGAGUCCAGGUUUCGGAAUUUCUCGUUGUCUAUAUAUACCUCAAUUUCACUUGUCAAAGAUGGGUUCACAAAGGGGGAAUUUACACGGAAUCAUGUUGUGAUGGCAUUGUAAGGGUUCUCUGGAAAGAGCGGGCUCUUGAUAUUGGGAUUGGGUUUUCACAUACAUCUGCAUUGUUUGGAAUAUCGCCGACUGCGGUAUUCGAGUGCGAUGCUGCCUAUGAUCCGGACAGAGUAAUUUUUCUCUUUUAUCGGAAGCCGUAUCAGGAUGCAUGAUCACAUUGCUGCCUGUAGCUACUGUACAAUAGUAGGUGCAAUGUAGUAAUACUACGUUGGAAUUAGCUAAAA
Coccidioides immitis RS is the source of this 3600-nucleotide messenger RNA. Its product is annotated as C6 zinc finger domain-containing protein. Lineage: Eukaryota; Fungi; Ascomycota; Eurotiomycetes; Onygenales; Onygenaceae. The transcript is spliced from 5 exons. Gene Ontology annotation, molecular function: DNA-binding transcription factor activity, RNA polymerase II-specific; zinc ion binding; transcription cis-regulatory region binding. The coding region runs from base 1 to 3009 and encodes 1002 amino acids. Gene Ontology annotation, biological process: positive regulation of transcription by RNA polymerase II. The record is from RefSeq and is a predicted model, not a curated record. Gene Ontology annotation, cellular component: nucleus.